Molecule: messenger RNA, 2556 nt
Organism: Pelobates fuscus (common spadefoot toad)
Lineage: Eukaryota; Metazoa; Chordata; Amphibia; Anura; Pelobatidae
Product: extracellular calcium-sensing receptor-like
Exons: 7
Coding region: 1-2556 (851 amino acids)
Biological process (GO): G protein-coupled receptor signaling pathway
Cellular component (GO): plasma membrane
Molecular function (GO): G protein-coupled receptor activity
Source: RefSeq, a predicted model, not a curated record
AUGGACUACAGUGCUCUAAAGCGACCUACACUGCAGGACUUGUGUGGAGCCAGAGGAAUAACGCCUGGUGGGCGUAACAAGGCCAAAUUGACUGCUGUGCUCAUGGAGGACGACCAGGCACACAACGUGGACCCCAGCGACUGGGUCACCAUCCUGGCCAGCAAACUAGUGGAGAAGGCAGCGGAUAUUUACCAGACUGUACCAGAAGAGCAGAUCAGAGACUAUCCCUUUGUUACACAAAUCCUUCUGGCCUGCUAUGCGGUCACCCCCGAGCAAUACCGCCGAAAGUUUGGAUUUGACAGUUACCAGAGCUUACAAGCCAUGAUAUUUGCAGUGGAGGAAAUUAAUGCAAAUCCAAACCUUCUUCCUAACAUCACUUUAGGGAUCAAACUUUUUGACACUUGUGGUGCCAUGAGACGGGCAGUGGAAGGGACUCUUUGGAUGUUAUCAGGGGGGAGCAAGAGCAUCCCCAAUUACCAAUGGAAAGAGAAGACACAUCUCGCUGGUAUCAUUGGUGACUCUGGAUCGACACGUUCCAUCUUAAUGGCUCAAAUAUUGGGACUCUAUAGAUAUCCACAGGUCAGUUAUUUUUCUACUAGCCCCAUCCUGAGUAAUAGGAAUCAGUUCCCAUCCUUCUUCCGGACAAUACCUAGUGAUGAGUUUCAGUCUCGAGGACUAGCUCAGCUUGUUACACACUUUGGUUGGUCAUGGAUUGGACUCUUGGCCAUUGAUAAUGAUUAUGGUCAGUUUGGUAUCCAGGUGAUUAAACAGGAGUUGCUCAACUCUGGAGCAUGUGUGGCCUUUGUUGAGAACAUCUUGAGCAACCAUCCAAACAGAAAUGCCCCACAGAUUGUCAAGACCAUACAAGAGUCAACAGCUAGUGUUAUUGUUGUGGUUUCAUCUGCCUUUGAUUUCAUGUCAGUGCUGGAAGAGUUACUAAAGCAAAAUGUGUCUGGCAAACAUUGGGUAGCCAGUGAAUCCUGGUCAACAUCCAAUCUUCUGUCCAAUAAAAGAUUUCAACAAAUCUUGGCAGGCACUAUUGGUUUUGCUGUGCACAGUGGGAAGAUGCUGGGAUUCAGAGAGUAUCUCAUCAGCUUUCAUCCUUCAAAAUAUCCAGAUGAUGACUUUGCCAAGUUUAUUUGGGAACAAAUGUUUUUGUGUAAGUGGUUUGUGAAAGUGGAUAAUGGAACAACUCAAAAAUGUACAGGUGGAGAAAAACUAGAGAGCUCUCAAACUAUAGCAGAUUUUAGGCUACCAUUUAAUGUCUAUACCUGUGUUUACACCUUUGCAUGGGCCUUGAAAAGUCUCCUUCAAUGCAAACCUGGAGCUGGACCAUUCCAUGAUGGACAAUGUGCCAAUAUCUCAUCUUUUCAACCUUGGCAAUUACUCCAUUAUGUCAAAAAUAUAAACUUUCAGACUGAUGAUAAAACACAUAUUUUCUUCAAUGAUAAAGGGGACCCACCAGCAAUAUACGAUAUUGUGAACUGGCAACUGGGGGCUACAGGAAAUUUGGAACAGGUUCCAUACUCCAAGUGCAGUCCAAGUUGUCUCUCUGGGUUUCAACAGGUGACAAUACCAGGAAAACCCUCCUGCUGUUAUGAGUGUGCUCACUGUCCUCAAGGGAAAAUAUCUAAUCAGACAGAUGCCGUUGAGUGUCAACAAUGUUCCUGGGACAUGUGCCCAAAUCAAAAACAGGACAGAUGUCUACCCCGCACUCUUGAAUUUCUGUCCUACAAAGACCCAAUGGGUGUAAGCUUGGCAGCCAUUGCUCUUUUCUCUUCUACCAUCCCUGUCUACAUUUUGAUGGUCUUUUUCCGCCACAGAACUACUCCAAUAGUUAGAGCCAAUAACUGGUCUCUCAGUUGCCUUCUUUUAGUGUGCCUCUCUUUUUGCUUUCUUUGCUCCCUAGCUUUCAUCGGCUAUCCACAGCCUGAGAUGUGCCUGCUGCGCCAGGUGACAUUUGGCAUGGUUUUUGCACUCUGCAUUUCCUGUGUCCUGGCAAAGACUAUUACUGUUGCAAUAGCCUUUAAAGCAACCAGGCCAGGCUCAAGGUUAAGAAAAUGGUCAGGGAUCAACGUCUCGUAUUCUGCUAUGGGGAUUUGUGUCUUUGUCCAGCUAUGUAUCUGUGUACUCUGGUUAUCUCAUUCCCCUCCUUUUCCAGAAUAUGACACUCAGACACUAUCUAGAGUCAUCAUUGUUAGCUGUAAUGAAGGCUCAUCAGGUGUUUUUUUCUGGAUCAUGCUUGGAUAUCUUGGCCUUCUGGCUGCUAUCAGUUUUAUUUGUGCCUUCUUGGUGAGACACCUUCCAGACAGUUUCAAUGAAGCCAAGUUCAUCACAUUUAGCAUGCUGGCCUUCCUCAGUGUCUGGGUGUCCUUUGUUCCAGCUUAUCUUAGCGCUCGUGGAAAGAACACAGUUGCCAUGGAGAUCUUUGCCAUUCUUUGUUCCAGCUGGGCUGUGGUUAUCUGUAUUUUUGUGCCAAAAUGUUUCAUUAUAUUAUUCCGACCCAACAUGAACUCCAGAGAGCAUCUCAUGAAAAGAGACAAAGAGCAGAAGUAA